AUGGCAUUUGCUAUGACGCGCACCAUGAAGGCCUCCUCGGCCAUCUCGGCGCGCAUCUACUCGCCGACCCCGUCCAGCGUUUGCCCUACCGAGUCAACAGCUCCAGGCGAGGCCGACCUCGCGGACUGCGACUCCGAGGGCGAGGUCGGUCCGAGCAGGUGCGAGGGCGAAGUCAAAAGUUGGUCGCAGGUCAGUGAGCGCCUGCGAGGUCUCUUUUGUGAGCUCGUGGAGGAAGAUGACGGCGACAUGGACACCCUGGAUGCUCCUUGCGGCAGCCCUUUCAGCAGCGUCCUGUCGCCGAUGGUCGAAGAAAGUCCGGUAGCGAAAGCAGCCUUCGAAGAGGCAUCUACAGAAGGUACGGAGUGCGAUGUACAGGACGAAUCGCCUCUGGCUUCUGAGCUUCUCGAGCAGGAACCCAUCUCCGUGAAAGAUUGGCACGCCGUAGGCUGUCGCCUGGCCCACGUCUUCCGCCAGUGCGCCGAAGAAGACUCGGACGACGAGGACCAAGUCCACAUUCGCGAACUUCCCGAUGAAGUCGAGGUCGAAGCCGAGCCAGAACCCAUGUGA
Messenger RNA from Symbiodinium sp. CCMP2592, 567 nucleotides. Lineage: Eukaryota; Dinophyceae; Suessiales; Symbiodiniaceae. The record is from the annotation of a GenBank genome assembly.